This is a messenger RNA of Phialemonium atrogriseum, 1731 nucleotides long. RefSeq lists its product as uncharacterized. The coding region runs from base 100 to 1731 and encodes 543 amino acids. NCBI's taxonomy places the organism in Eukaryota, Fungi, Ascomycota, Sordariomycetes, Cephalothecales, Cephalothecaceae. The record is from RefSeq and is a predicted model, not a curated record. The transcript has 5 exons.
CUCCAGUUCAUUCGUUCUCUCAAUUUCACCCAAUUCUGCUUUGCCUUGACAACUUGACAUACGAUGAUGAAAACAUAACCAGCUACAUUCGUUCUGAGCAUGGCUGAGCAUAUCACGCAGUUGCUCAUAGACCUGGAUCAGCAAUAUGACUUCGAUCCAUUGCUGCCUCCCGAGUUGCCUACCAUUGCCUUCCAAGACUGGCCGCCUCCUGAUCAGCAACUUCAGUAUGGGCAAUGGGAGGAAGAGAUAGCCAUUGAUGGUGCAGAAGAUACCACGACCGCCCCACUCGGCAAUUUCCUCGCCAACGCCCCAAUUCCAGCGGAACGACCGAAGACACCGGCGUUCAGAUUUUUGGAGACUGAUCCAGUUGCAAACAUAACACCCGGUAUGCAAAAAAAGCAAAGGGCACCUGCAAAGACCGAGCAGGAAUGGGCACUGGUGAGGCAACGCAUCACAGAGCUCUACAAAACAAAGCCACUAUCAGUUGUCAUGGACGACGUGAAAGAAAAAUUUCAAUUCGAAGCCACAGUGCGACAGUUCAAGUCGCAGAUCCGCAAAUGGGGCUUGAACAAGAACGUUCGAGAGCCCGAGAUGGGAUUCAUCGUUCGCAAGCAACAAGAGAGGGAGAAAGGACAGUCGGCUGAACUCAGCCAAGCCAACCUGAGGUUCAGAGUUCGAGGGGAGGCCGUACCCCAAGCCAAGAUAGAUCGGUGGAAGCGAAGCCACAACGUGGCCGACCAUGCAAGUCCUCAGUUUGAAAGCACCCCGUCCGACGUCAGUUACAGCACUGUUUCGCCGCGACUCUCCCCUGAGCGGUUGUCCUCGGAGGUCGAUCCUAGUCUACCUACGACGCAGAGGACUGCUUAUAGAUGUACCGAUUGCCUUAGGGUGGGAAGGCUAGACCUUGCUGCCAUACUAACUCGGUAUCGAGAUUGUCUAGAUUGUGGAGACAAGACGACAGCGGAAGCCAUCUUCGGGGAUAUCAUAGAAGCUCUUCAGAGGGACAUUCAUCCCCUCGACUACUCACUCGUGCAGGGAGUCUUUGGGGGCAAGGGCCGAUCAUGCGACGAGAUAGACUCCAGAUUCGAGAAGAUCAUUUCACUGCGUGAGGAGCAGUUUGGCGACAACCACCACCUCACCCACCAGGCAAGGUUAGCUUUCGUCGACAUAAUUCUUGGCAUGCUCAGGGAGCAGAUCGAGAAGCCAGAUCAGGACCGCAAAACCAUGGCGCGGAGAUUGGAGGUCUCACGAUGCCAUUUGCAUCGAAUCUUGAGAACGGCACUUUCCGAAGAAGUUGUGUUGCAGCUUUUCCGAGUGGUUUGCCAACUCUUCGGCCCCCUUACUGGCGAGCAUGACCUAACGGAACCUGACGAAGACCUAACGGAACCUGACGAAGACCUAACGGAACCUGACGAAGACCCGUGGUACGACUACAGUUUCGUAGAGACCAUUGUUGCCGCUUGUUCGCGGAACCCCGAUGUGCAACAGGCGUUCGUUUACUCUUGUCUCUAUGGGUGGUCAGUCUUCACUUGGGACAUCGACGCUAUUGUGCAGCAACUUGUCAGAGAAGGUCAUGCGAUUGGCCAAAUAGGCGAGGAUGGCCAGAUCCAGGGGAUUUGGCAGAACCACAAUCUCGCGGGGCGCGUACUCGCGGACACCGAGGGGCGGUUCCGGUACGCCAGCGCCCGGAGCUCCGGCCUGGGUACUUGCGCCGGGACAGCAACUCUUUAG